AUGCUGCAGCAGCAGUUGCUGCUGCAGCAGAUGCUGCAACAGCAGCAGAAGCAGCAAGUGCAGCAGAAGCAGCAGCAGCAACAGCAACAGCAGCAGCAGCAGCAGCAGCAGCGGACGCGACAUGCAAUGAACAGCUGCUGCUUCUUGGUGCUGCUGCAAGACUGGCAUAAGAGGUUUUUCUUCCAGUCCUACUUGUGGGCUCUGCUGCAGCAGCAGCAGCAGCAGCAACAGCAGCAGCAGCAGCAGCAGCAACAGCAGCAGCAGCAGCAGCAACAGCAGCAGCAGCAGCAGCAGCGAGUUCUGGCUCUUGAGGUGUAUUGCGAGCUCCUUGAGGCUGUCUUUAUUGUUGCUGCAUAUAGGGGGUGGCAGCAGCUGACGGAGUUGCUGCUGCAGCUGUUUGCUGCUGCUGCUGCUGCGCUCCGCAGCAGCAGAUCCCAAGCAGCAGCAGCAGCAGCAGCAGCAGCAACAGCAGCAACAGCAGCAGCAGCAGCAGAAAAGCUACCCUGGGCCUCCGCCUUCUCCAUGCAUAAUAUAUUGAAAGACACAGUGAUGCUGACGGUGCAGCAGCAGCAGCAGCAGCAGCAGCAGCAGCAGCAACAGAAACAGUUGCUGCUGUUGCCUGCAGCAGCAUCAGCUGCAGCUGCUACUCCUCCUUUGUGGCUGCUGCAGCAGCAGAAACCCAAGUAUAAGGAGCAGCAGUUGCUGCUGCUGCUGCUGCAGCAGCAACUCCAGCAGCAGCAGCAGCAGCAGCAACCCAAACCUAAAAAAGCAGCAGCAGGCCUCCAGCAGCAGCAGCAGCAGCAGCAGCAGCAGCAACAGAAACAGUUGCUGCUGUUGCCUGCAGCAGCAUCAGCUGCAGCUGCUACUCCUCCCUUGUGGCUGCUGCAGCAGCAUAAACCCAAGUAUAAGGAGCAGCAGUUGCUGCUGCUGCUGCUGCAGCAGCAACUGCAGCAGCAGCAGCAGCAGCAGCAGCAGCAGCAGCAACCCAAACCUAAAAAAGCAGCAGCAGGCCUCGUGUGCUGUCUGUGGCAGCCGCCUGAAGCAGCAGCAGACACAAUAGCUGCAGCAGCAGCAGCAGCAGCUGCUGCUGCUGCUGCUGCUCCUACUGCUGCAGCAGCUGCUGCUGCUCCUGCUGCUCUAGCAGCUCUCCUUGCAGCAGCAGCAGGCCGCUACUUUCCUCCCCUUGCUGUUCUGCGGUGGCUGGUUGCUGCAUCCGCACAGCGCAGCAGCAGCAGCAGCAGCAGCAGCAACUGCAGCAGCAGCUGCUGCUGCGGCGCCUGCGUCUCUGAAGAGCCCACAGACCUCGACUGUUUUCUAUCUAGCCUUAGCAGCAGCAGCAGCAGCAGCAGCAGCAGCGGCAGCAGCAGCAGCAGCAGCAGCAAUAGCAGCAGCAGCAGCAGCAAGGGGAAGAUAAUCCCCUUGUCUGCUGCAGCACUUGAGUUGCUGUGUCUGUAUACUUCUGAGCUGCUGCAGCGGCUGCCAUGCAUGCAUCAGCAGCAGCAGCAGCAGCUGCUGAUGGUUGCUGCAGCAGCAGCACAGCUGCUUGUACACCGCACCGUCAGCAGCAGAAGACCCGUCGAGCUCAGAAAGGUGCAGCACGCGCGCUGCUGCCUUGCUGCUUCCCUCACCUACUGCAGCAGCAGCAGCAGCAGCAGCAGCAGCAGCAACAGCAGCAGCAGCAGCAGCAGUUACACAGCUGGGGGGCAGCCGUGGCUGUGGCUGCUGCUGCUGGGGGCCCUUGAGAUGCAAUACACAGCAGCAGUGCUGCACCUGCUGCAGCAGCACUUGCUGCCGCCGCUGCUGCGCCGCCUCCAGCAGCAGCAGCAGCAGCAGCAGCAACAGCAGCAGCAGGAGCGGGAGCGGGAGCAGCAACAGCAGCAGCAGCAGCAUCUGCAGCAACACAGCGCAGCAGCAGCAGCAGCAGCAGCAGCAGCAGCAACUGCAGCAGCAGCUGCUGCUGCAGCGCCUGCGUCUCUGAAGAGCCCACAGACCUCGACUGUUUUCUAUCUAGCCUUAGCAGCAGCAGCAGCAGCAGCAGCAGCGGCAGCAGCAGCAGCAGCAGCAGCAGCAAUGGCAGCAGCAGCAGCAGCAAGGGGAAGAUAA
Molecule: messenger RNA, 2103 nt
Organism: Eimeria mitis
Lineage: Eukaryota; Apicomplexa; Conoidasida; Eucoccidiorida; Eimeriidae
Exons: 6
Coding region: 1-2103 (700 amino acids)
Biological process (GO): regulation of transcription by RNA polymerase II
Cellular component (GO): nucleus
Molecular function (GO): transcription cis-regulatory region binding
Source: RefSeq, a predicted model, not a curated record